AAUGAAUAGCUAAUCGAUGUCAGUGUGCGACAUUCUGUUCUGUUCCCCUCUGGGCCAACAUUUUCUUUCUCCCAGACAUUGUAUCACGACUCUGGUAUUAGCUGCUUCGUCCGAGUCCCGGUGGACCACAUUGAAAUCAGCAUGAAAUCUCUUCUGGCCUUCCUGCUCUGCUUCUCACCUUUUCUGUACAUGGAGGUGGAUGGGGCACCUAAUGGUACGGAAUCUCGCGAGGAAGAAACUACAAAACCCCAGCAACAAAUUCCACAAGUAGAACCUCCUGGCAAUGUCACUGCUGAAAGCCUCAAGGAAAAGCUGAAAACGGCGAAAGAAACGAUGCAGAACAUGAUGGCCAUCGCAGAGGACUGGGUGAAUCGACUCGAAGAGAAGGAAGAAAGAAACGAGACGCACGAGAACGAUACCGGAAUCGCUUUUCGUUCCGACCUCCACCGGGAGAUCCUCACGAACCGGGAACUCAUGAAGGAGCUCCUCAACGUUUCUCAUUGGAGAGAACACGGUAAGACGUCAGUACAAGACUCCCAGUCAUCGACGGAAUCCCCCCUCCAAAGCAAGUACCACCAUCGAUCGUCCAAGCGCUGUGACUCCCUUGUUCCCUGGCUGAGGAAGAUGGCAAGGGGAGUCGAUAUCGCCCGGAUGGACUUGCUCCCUCUCGACUUCACCGGACCGGAUGGCUUCAAGCGCCCUCUCUUUGACUUCACCUGCGAACGAGGUUCCACGAUCAUCGUGAACAACACAGAGUUCCAAUUGCCAGAUCAAGUAUGGGAGGUGACGCGCAUUCCGGGAGGUUGGUUGUCACCCAGCGUGCAGCUCUUUAAAUCCUAUCAGGAUGUAAGGCGUUCCAUGGCCCUUCAAGUCGAGUAUGAGCCGGAAUCAUCGGAUUUAUUCAAGUUGGCGUUCUCUGCCAGUCGCUCCUACGAGCGCAUGCAGCACAUAAUCGCCAACAAGUCGCAUUACAUCAAGGAGGUGUCUUCCUUCGAAACGGCCUUUCAGGUUGACCUCAUACCAAGUUGGGUCCUCCAUCUCAGCAGGUUGACGGCAGUGUUUGUCGACAGUCGCUUACCGAAAAGCUUCACCGAAGAUCCUGGUGCCUACGAGGAAUUUAUUGCAAAUUUCGGCACGCACUAUUUCAAGUCCGCAAAAUUUGGAGGAUUAAUCAAGCUCCUGCUCGAAACUCACUCGGACUACUUCGAGAAUAAAUCCGAUGAGGAGAUGAAAGCCCAGGCCCUAGCCUUCUUCCUGAAAAUUCUUCCUUGGAAAAUCAGCCAAUCUGACUCUGACGCGCAGGGGAAAGCGAACCGUUUUACCGGAUACGGAUACGAUCCGCAUAACCAACAGGUGACGAAGAGGUUUCAAGAGAUGACAAUGAGAUUUGAACAGAUGACAAAAACCAUCAGUCAGUUCCCCGGUGCAAAGAUUGAACACACGAAGAAUAAGGUCGGAUCGGUGGUGUGCUCCGAAUUAGCCGAAGAAAUGUCGGUGGUCCUUCACGUUGGGACCAACGAUACUCCCAAGUUUGGCUCUGAACUCAUGGGCAGGUUGAGGCAGGCUAUUAGGACGUGUCGGGAGGUAAGGCCGGGGCUACGGGUGGCGGGCUUUAUGGAGGAAUGCAUCCCCAAGAAGUCCAUGAAAUCGGUCAGGCAACCGGUCUGGUUUACGAGUAAAAUCAAAGCACUCAUCAGGGAUGAAAGGCAGAAAUGGGAUACGUAUAAGCGCAAGAGAGAUAGAAAGGACUAUGAUGAAUAUAGGAGGUACACGAGGACGCUGAAGUGGGAAAUCAGAUCUGCGAGACAGGGGGUCGAGGAACGACUGGCAAGCGAUGCUAAGACUAAAAGUCUUAGUCCCAAGGCUUUUAAUCGGUACUACGGUGGGGAUAUGAACGAAAUUUCCUCUAAGGCGUUCCGGGAUUGGCAGUCCACAAUUUCGGAAAGUCCCUGGCUAAUAUCUGGGGAGCUGACGCCCAUUAGCAGUCUUAUUCAGGAUAAAAACAAGAGUGCGUCCAUGGAAAAGGCCGUCAAGAACCAUCUUCUGCGUGCUUACGUAGGGGAGCUUGCCAGAAUCGUCGAGGCGGUGCCUUCGCGAUGGACUUUCGGUUUGAGCCAGCUCAAGUCACUCAUGGGCAGGAUCGCCACUUUUCAGAGCACUCGCAUCCUGGACGAGGAGAAAGUGGAGCAGCUCGGUGCAGACGUGAAGGCCCAGGUGGAAUUUCCGUCCUGGUUCACGCAGUGGACGCAGCUUUGCUUCCGCUGGGAAUCGGGGGGCGAGAAUACGUGCGGGACCGGAGCGGAGGCACAGCAGCUUUGUGCCAAUCCUGGCAAUAUGACCGACGUCUACAUGGACGUCACCCAAAACGGAGAGGAUUGUAAAAUGAGCUGGGGAAUCCAAUCCGUGUUCGAACCGGACUGGUUCAACGAAGUCCAGCUCUGCUUCCGCUGGUCCAAGUGCCGUGAUAGCACAUCCUGGAAAGCGUGUGGGAGCGACAUCGAUCCCCCGCUAUGCGCGACGGUGAACACGUGGACCACGUUUUACCACGACACCACUAACUCCCGCAUGUCGUGGAUGCUGAUAGUGCCCAGCACGGCCCCCGUCUGGCUCCACAAUGUCAAGAUCUACAACGCCAGUGACUGGGUGCUGAGUUCUCCAACCCCUCCAGAGAUGGCGAGAGCGACAGGAUCCUCAGUUCGUCGUCCCAACCAGGAAAGGCACCAGCGACAGGGUCCGCUGCUCGUCAUCCCCUCCAGAGAUGGCGUUUGCAUUGGUGGCACUCAAGAAAUUGAGUUCUCGUCGCCUCCAAUCUUCCUGGCAACACCUCUCUACACCAAAGUAAAGAGGGGAGGUCAACGCCCCAAUUUGAGUGCCACCAAUGCAAGCACCAUCUCUGGAGGGGAUGACAAACUGGGGACCCUGUCGCUGGCAUCCUGUCUGGAGGGAAUGAAGAAUGUUGUACCCUGUCGCCAUCGCCAUCUCUGGAGAGGACGACGAACUAAGGGUCCUGUCGCCGGCGCGACAUGGUGGGAUGCCUCGACCGAACAGACCUCACCCCAAUCACCGACGUUCAAAUUGGAGAUUCUAGAAGGCAUUACAUGUUCUGAUACCGAAUCCACGGGUCGCAAGGAAGCGAAAGAAAGACGCAGGAACCGCGAAAUAGCGAAACGGCGAGGAAAGAGCGCGAAGUUGCUCCAAGCACUGCUCCAGUUGAUCUUCGCCUGUGGCUGCGAGGCGUGGACCUUCGAGGCGGCAGACGCGAGAAGACACGGUGGAUCAUCCAACGAAUCCUUCAAACGUCGUGGAAGAAUGGAAGGGCAGGCGAGUGGAGCUCGAGGAGGUCUGCACCGAGAGGAGUCAUCCGACGCCAGAGUGCUUCGCGCCGAGGGAGGGGAUGUCGUCUUUUGCAGGGAUCUUUCGUAUCGAGAAAGGCAGAGAAAGGCAGAGAAGGACCGACACGGGAAGUCGACGUCGGAGACCGGAUGGGCCCGUCCGUCCCCGGUGGAGGCCAGAAGGAAAGCUGCCGACCUCGGCCGGCGCGGGUUCCUUCGUCCUGCCGUCGACCCGAACGGCGAGGGGCGGCAGAACGCAAUAAGAGGUUCGCCCGUGUUCCGACAAAGAGAAUCCGAUCGACCGGAGAUGUUCCGUGAGCUUCUCGGGGCACUGCUGCUGAUGGCGGCGGCCUCGCACGCCCAGACUCCGCAGCGCUGCACGUAUACGCUGCCGUUUCUGAGCAAGAUGUCCCGGGGAGUGGACGUGACGCAGCUGGACCUGACUCCUAUGGACACCACCGGACGGGACGGGUUCAGGCAACCCAUCUUCAACUUCACCUGCGACAAGGGCUACCGUGUCAACUAUGCCAUGGGGUGGGGGGGGGGGUUAGAGUCCCCGGACCAAGUGUGGGGGUUGACGCCGAGCACGGGAGAGUGGCUGCCGUCCAGGGUCCGGCUCUACACGUCGUACCAGGACGCGAAGGCGUGGAUGGCGCUCGCGGUCGGCGGGGAUCCGACGCUGGCGACGUACGGCUUCUCCGCCGGGGACUCCUAUGGACGCAUGCAGGACUCGCUCCUCAACGGGUCCCGAUUCGUCCAGGAGGUGACGUCGUUCUACUCGGCCGUGUCGGUGGACCUCAUCCCGCAGUCUUCGACGGUGCCGGGGUUGCUGCUCGACAACUUCGUCAAGGCGGCCAUCGCCGCCCUGCCGGACAGCUACUCCAACAACCCGGGGCCCUACGAAGAUUUCAUCGCCAACUUCGGCACGCACUACUUUAAGCACGCCGACUUCGGUGGUCUCGUGAAGCUCGUCCUGGAGACUCGCUCCGAGUACUUCCUGAACAAAACGGAGCAGGAGGCGAAGAGACAAGCGGAGGCAGCCUUCACCAAGUUGCUUCAGGACAACGGCAGCCAGCUCGCGCAGCCCAUACAGUCCGCCCAGCCGGUCGACAGGAGAUUCGAGGAGAUGACGACGAAAACUGCUGGGUACUUCGGUGUGAACUCGAGCGUGCAGCCGUCGGGCGAUGUCCAGUAUUGGUUGGCCGUUCCCUGGCUCAUCUCGGGCGAGCUCGCAAGCAUCAGCGGGCUCAUCACGGACGCAAACAAGCGAUCGUCCAUGCAGGACGCGGUGUGGAAUCAUCUCCUGCAGGCGUACGUGGACGAGUUGAUGAGGAUCGUCAUGGCGGUCCCCGCGCGGUGGUCCUUCGGCUUGAGCAAGCUCAAGUCGUUGGUGGACAGGACCGCCACUCUUCAGAACACUCGCAUCCUGACGAAGGCGACGGUGGAUGCGCUCGCGACAGACGUGGCGACUCAGGUGGACGUCCCUGCAUGGUUCCAGAGAUGGACGCAGCUCUGCUUUCGAUGGGACGCGGCGGGAGAUCCGUCUCAGUGCGGAGGGGGGGUGGGGCAGCAGCUCUGUGCCAAGCCCGGCAGGAUGACCGAUUUCUACAAAGACGACACCUACAAGGACGAGAAGGGUUGCAAGAUGAGCUGGUCGAUCCAAUCCCUGUUCGAGCCGAGCUGGUUCGACGACGUGCAGCUCUGUUUCCGCUGGUCGUCCGACGGAGACGCGAGGCAAUGCGGGGGAGACGUGGAUCCCACGCUUUGCGCGACGGUCAACUCAUGGACCGUGGUAUACAGGGACAUGACGGAUAAGAGGGCCGGAGGUUGCCGCAUGUCGUGGAUGCUGUCCGUGCCGAAUUACUCCCCCGUCUGGAUCCUGAACGCCAAGAUGUGCAUGUCGUGGUACUCGGACGGGGACGCGACUCAGUGCGGAGGACUCUCGCCCGGUAACUACACGUGCGCCAUCGCCAACGAAUGGACUCCCUACUACCUCGACAACACCGACGACAGGAAGGGAGGAUGCUUUUUGAGCUGGGGUCUCCGAGUGGACUGA
Darwinula stevensoni is the source of this 5388-nucleotide messenger RNA. The record is from the annotation of a GenBank genome assembly. Lineage: Eukaryota; Metazoa; Arthropoda; Ostracoda; Podocopida; Darwinulidae.